AGAUUGCAAGUCUAAUUAUGCAAGAAUGAAAAUCCUUAAUGUGAGGAUUAGAACAAAAACAAUGAGCUCUUCAGUAUUUGUAAACCAAAGAAAGACCUUAAUCCUCCUUGUCGAAUUCACCUCACUUACUUCAGGCACACAGUCACCCUGGCAACGUUCAGAGGGCCUCAACCCCCAACCCUCAUCUCCAAACCUUUCCCUCUCUCCUCACUCUUCCACUCCUUACUGCAUGCUGAACAUGCUGGAGAAAGUUCCAUCCAUCGAUGUGAACUGGGCUGGACAGUAGCGACAUCUGACCAGUGCUUUUUGGAGUGGGAUUGAUUGUAUUUUCAGACAUGGGACCCGAAAUCCUAAAUUCGUCAAGUGAGCCCGUGAGCUUUGGUGGGAAAAGCGUCUUCUCUCAAAUGGAGCACAACAUUGUUGCUGGAUACCUCAUUACUGCAUGUGUGAUCAGUUUGUCCAGUAACCUAGUGGUGCUGAUUAUGUUUGCAAAGUUUAAAGAGCUGCGUAAUGCCACUAAUGCCAUCAUCAUUAAUCUGGCUUUCACUGAUGUUGGUGUAGCAGGUAUUGGUUACCCCAUGUCUGCUGCUUCUGACCUGCAUGGCAGCUGGAAAUUUGGGCACAUUGGUUGUCAGGUUUGUUGCUAUAUUUAUUUACUGAUGACAUAUAUGCUGAAAUCAAAGAAUUGAUGGUUUUUAUCCAAGUGAUGAUCU
Molecule: messenger RNA, 713 nt
Organism: Tachysurus vachellii
Lineage: Eukaryota; Metazoa; Chordata; Actinopteri; Siluriformes; Bagridae
Product: visual pigment-like receptor peropsin
Exons: 2
Coding region: 336-689 (117 amino acids)
Biological process (GO): visual perception; G protein-coupled receptor signaling pathway
Cellular component (GO): membrane; photoreceptor outer segment
Molecular function (GO): G protein-coupled receptor activity
Source: RefSeq, a predicted model, not a curated record